AUGCUCGCUGCUGAAUCAUUCGAUCGAAUGCACUUCAACAUGAUGCGGCAGGGCAACGCUGGUCUCAGGGGUAGGCUGAAGCCCCAUCAUGCCAAAGCUUUGCUCAGAGACAAGGGUCAGCUUGUUCAGAUGGCCAGGAUCAAUGAACAUGCCGCUGGCAAGAGAAAGGCUGCUCCAAAGCAAGGUGGUCUGACCAAAGCCAAGCUGUUGGACCCACUCACAAGCUUCGCAGACAUGAAGGGUUGGGCCAGGGUCCUGGGAAAGCCCAUCCCAAAGACAAAGCCGAAGAUGCAGGAGACUCUGCUGCAGUGCUUUGAGGGCAAGCCAGAAGACCAUGUGUUCCACUCCCACUAG
Molecule: messenger RNA, 354 nt
Organism: Seminavis robusta
Lineage: Eukaryota; Bacillariophyta; Bacillariophyceae; Naviculales; Naviculaceae
Source: the annotation of a GenBank genome assembly